AUGUUUGAACGUCGUUGGUUAAGCAGAAUCAACUAUAGUCAAUCUGGUAAAUUAUCAUUCAAUAGUAAAAGAAAACAAUUAGAUUUAGAUAAGGCAACAACUGGAUUAACAGCUGAUUCAAUUGCAACUGGUCAAUCAAUAACAGGAUUAACUGCAAAUACAAUAGUAACUGGACAAAGUGUAGGUGGUUUUACAACUGCAAAUACUUUAGGUUUAACAUUAUUAAAUUCACUAGGCCAAUCAGUUGGUGGAUUAACAACUUCAAAUACAUUUGUUUUAAUUUCGAUUGCAAAUUCUGUUGCAGUUUUAACAACUGCAAAUACAAUCGGUGGGUGGACAAUCAGUAGCAGGUUUAAUAACUUCAAUUGGAUUGACAAAGUUUACCUUAUAAAUACAAAUACCCCAAUGUUGGCAUUAAAUAAAGAACGUGAUUAUACUGAAAGAGAAAUAUUAUAA
Molecule: messenger RNA, 456 nt
Organism: Dictyostelium purpureum
Lineage: Eukaryota; Evosea; Eumycetozoa; Dictyosteliales; Dictyosteliaceae
Exons: 3
Coding region: 1-456 (151 amino acids)
Source: RefSeq, a predicted model, not a curated record